This is a messenger RNA of Marchantia polymorpha subsp. ruderalis, 3287 nucleotides long. NCBI's taxonomy places the organism in Eukaryota, Viridiplantae, Streptophyta, Marchantiopsida, Marchantiales, Marchantiaceae. The record is from the annotation of a GenBank genome assembly.
UUUAGGGGUUAAGGGAAGACAACCCUGGCCGCCGAAGCAAGCGAGUGCAGAAGAGGAAGCGUAGCGUCUCCACGGCUUUAGGGGUUUGGGAGUGACGAGGACAAGCAGCAGAGUCGAUUCUCGUCGUCAGAAUCAGCGAGCAGUCGUCGAUCGGAGCGACGAAUUCCGCUGCCCGGAAGCGCCAUGAAUUGAGCAGCAGCAGCAAUCGGGGUCGCGCAGUGAGGCUUGUGGCUAAUUCGCGUCGAGCGAGCGCGCGCACGCCUCAGCGAUGGCGCAGCUGCCGCGCUGCGUGCAGCAGGCGUCUUGGAAGCGCGUGUCGGGCGUGUGCUCACUGACCUUGAAGUCGCUCAGUUGCUCGCCCGCGGUCUCUUCCGCUGGCAAUUUUCGUUCCGCCGCCGCUUCGAGUGUGAGUUCUGAUUCUUCGUCGUCGUCCUCGGGGUUUGCGGCCCUGCGGCCGUCUCAGUCCGUGUUGGUUUUGUGUGGAUCGUCUCAGAAGCUUUCCCGGUCCGUGUACACCGAUCUGACGUGCGAUAGGUUGAGAUUUGCUCUCAGGCGGUCCUCUCUUUUCCUCGGCGAUGCUCUCAGUUCGUCGAGAAAUUUGAGCUCCGGCAGUGGAUUGCCUGGCUUGGGUACUUUUGUUGCCCGCAGCUUCAGUUCUUCGGACGCCUCGACUGUCGUCGAUGGAGAGGUGAAGGAUUCCGUCUCCACCGAGGAGACUGAGACGCAGAGAAGUUCUCUGGUUGCUGAAAUCGAGUCCAAGGAGCGUGAGUUGGAUGAGCUGCGUCGAGCUCUGAGAUUGGUUGACAAUUCUGUCGAUGAGACGGAAGAGCAUGAUGCUGAAGAGCACGAUACAAAUGAACAGCUGGAUGGUGGCGGUGAAGUGGUUGAGGCUGCUUCCUCGGCGGAUCUUGAUACCGACUCUGACAGCACUUCGGACGAUAGCGACCUCGAAUUCGAAGAUGAAAGCGCUGAUGUGAUCGUUUUGGGGGCAGGGGACGAUGUAGCUCCCAGUGUAUCCACGUCUGAAGAAGCUGAAGAAGAAAAUGGCAGUGUUGCUUCAUCUGCCGUAGACUCUGAAACUGAGAAGAAGCAUAGCACGCACCCAUGGCCCCAAUGGACAAGAUUUUUGAAGCACCUGACGAAAGGAAAUUAUUUCGCCAACGAGGAGGGCAAGGAAAUCGACAUAGAAGCCAUCGAUCCCGAGGACUUUGGACUUAUCAAGAGAGCUUGCUUGAACUUCGCUCGUGAACGGGACGAUAUAUUCUCAGGCUUCUCUCAGAAAGAUUUGGAAACUAUCGCUCGGUAUGGAUGCCCAUCCACCGAUCGGAAAGUUGUGAAUGCCGGGAAAAGACUCAGGGAGUACCUCAAGAUAGAUGAGAUCUCGGUUUGCAAGCCAUGUGGCUUGAGAUCAUCAUGUGAAAGAGCCGAUUUUCGAGUAGCCUCUGACCAUGUGGCGGGUACACCGGAAGUUUUGAGACUCCUGUCCCAGUACGCUCUUCAUGUUUCACCCGACUCUAUCAGAGAUCUAAAGCUCCCCGAGAUGGUGCAAAAUGCCUGCACAAACCUUCUCCAACAAGCUGUUUCUCUUGGUUCUAAGACCAGGGACCCGAAUCUGCCUAAGGUGGAGCGGAAGGCAGAAAUGGUAAGGAGCAACAGGGAUGACCGAGGAGAUGAGCGAGCAUCGAGGAGAAGAGGAAAUGACUCGGAUGUGGUAAUGAAGCCUGGAGAUUGGAAAUGUACCCAGUGUGAGUAUGUUAACUUCGCUAGAAAUAAGAACUGUCGCGAAUGUGACGCUAAACGCCCUACCCCAGAUAUGCGACCUGGGGACUGGCUGUGUCCUGAAUGCGAUUUCUUGAAUUUCUCUAGAAACCGUGAAUGCCACGAUUGCAAAGCACAGAGGCCACCGGGUGUCGGGUAUGAUGCAGCUGAUACUGGCAGCGGCAGGGGCGGCGACAGAGGCGACAGAGGAGGAAGGUUUGACAGGGGAUCCGAUCGGGGCGAUAGAGGAGGAUACGGGCGAGAAAGAGAGAGCCGUGACUUCGACAGGGGUUCCAGCCGGUUUGAAUCUCGUGGAGGAGACAGGGAUAGAGGUUCAUAUGAUCGAUCAGAUCGGUCACGUGAUCGAGGUAGUGAGCGAGGUAUGGACCGUCGCUCCAGAGGUGGGGAUGAGCGAGAAUCGUUUGAUAGAUCCAGAGGUGGUGAUGAGCGAGAAUCCUUUGACCGCAGAUCACCCCGAGGAGAAGGUCGAGGUUCAUUCGAUCGCCGAUCUGCUGGUACUGUGGAAGGAGGUCGUCGGGCCAAAUAUGAGGAAUGGAAGCCCGAUCUGAGCAAGAAGGAUAAAUACGUCGAUGACGACGAAGAUGACGAAGAGUUUUUGAAGAAGCUCGCAAAGGGAGGUAACGACGAUGACGACUUUGACUUGGACUUGGACCUGGACGAUGAUGAAGGUCUGAGUGAUGUGGAAGCCUUUGAUGACGAAGAGUUUGAAGACAUGAGGCCUGCCGCCUCUGCAAGCAGAGGAAGGGGUGGCCGCAGAGGCGGGGCUUCCAGCGACCGUAGACCCAUGGGCACAUUCGAUGAGGACAGGCCAAGGUGGGAGGACGACAGGUCGUCUAGAAGCGGUGGAAGAGGAGGUGGCAGAGGAGGUAGAGGUAGAGGCGGAGGUGGCCGAAGUGGGGGUGGUGACCGGGGAGGUUACGAUAGAGGAGAAAGGGAUUCAUGGAGUUCAUCGUCUUCAAGAGGAGGCGGACGAGGUGGUGGACGAGGCGGCGGUAGAGGUGGCGGAAGAGGUAGAGGAGGAAGUGGGGGUCGUGGUAGGAGGUGAAAGGAGACUUGAUCAGAUUUAGAACUUGACCACGGGCUGUGUUGUGAUAUUGAUCUGCAGAUGAAACAUGUAUACUUCAGUCAUCUUGCACCUGCUCUUUAGUUGAGCGGGGCAAUCUUUUUGAAGUAGAGUGAUAACAGUUUUUUUAAUGUCGUGCAGUAGUAGUUGGCAGCACUUCAAUUCCUCUUUAAAUGUUAAGGUUUUAGGUUUGUAGAUGCAAGCAGAGUAUCGGUGUCGGUGUCCACUAGUAAUGUUCGACGGCGAUAUCUUCAUAGAGACACCAAAGGGGUAAAGGAGCUGGAGCUUCUGGUACAGUAGGAGCCCAGAAAGAGCUCUAAAUGUGGAUGGGAGUACGAAAGUUUCAUGAUUGGAAGUCAAGUAUUGAAGGAUUACGACGAACAUUUUGCCGAUCUGGGAGUUUAUCUAUAAUUGUAUUCAUCAUCAAGAGUUCUAUACAAAUGCA